This is a messenger RNA of Cyclopterus lumpus (lumpfish), 2201 nucleotides long. It is a transcript of the gene acp6, whose product is annotated as acid phosphatase 6, lysophosphatidic. NCBI's taxonomy places the organism in Eukaryota, Metazoa, Chordata, Actinopteri, Perciformes, Cyclopteridae. The coding region runs from base 349 to 1620 and encodes 423 amino acids. Gene Ontology annotation, biological process: dephosphorylation. The record is from RefSeq and is a predicted model, not a curated record. Gene Ontology annotation, molecular function: phosphatase activity. The transcript is spliced from 11 exons.
CUCGAAAAGAGUGCGCUUUGGUUUGUCAUGAGGCAGUUAGCUCGGAUGACUGGCGGAGGUCAGGCCGCGUGUCAUCACGUCGCGACGAGCCUCGCGCGAGGUGCUCUCGUUAAACGGCGUUUGGUGGCCUGUGUGUGUGUGUGGAGAUAGUCUUACACUCGCAGUACGGUUGAGGGAUAUAAAGUGAGGAAACCCGUUGGAGCUGCUGCGUGAUCAUUUCUCCUCGGACCCAUUUCACGGUUGGACCCGACGCGGUGGUCGUGUGACCGGUGCGUGCAGAAUGCGGAGUGGCGCUGCCAGCGGAGGUAAAGCGGACACGUCUCUGGUGCCAGCACUCACAUCUCAGCCAUGAGGAAUCUUUGGACCAAAGCAGGUGUUUUAGGUUCGAUGUCGGCGGCUUUUGGUUCAAUGCUGUGGUCGCAGAAGCAAGCUGAGUCGGAACAGGUUGCUUCCGGUUGCACCGCAGCUCAAACAAGUCCUAGUUCUCCCUACAAACUAAAAUUGGUUCAAGUUCUGUUCCGACAUGGCGCUCGAACGCCGCUAAAGUCAAUACCUGGUGUUACGGAGGUCCAAUGGUCGCCAACACUCUUGGAGCCUCCAGCACACACCCACAUCGACUAUGAAGUGACAGAUCUUCAUGGCGGCCCUAGACCCCCAUCCCCUGUAGAAGACAGCUAUCGGAAAAACGUGCUGAACGGUGGCUCGUUCCCCGGUCAGCUGACCACAUUGGGCAUGCAGCAGCUGUAUGAGCUGGGCAAGAAGCUGAGGAGGAGGUACGUCGAGGAGACCCAGUUCCUCAGCUCCACCUUUACCCCGGCUGAGGUCUAUGUGCGUUCCACGAACAUCGUGAGGACCAUUGAAUCCGCCAAGUGCCUGGUCGCAGGGCUCUUCCUGCAAAAACAAACAGAAACUGUCCCUAUAUUCACAACGGGGGCCGAGUCUGAAAUCCUGUAUCCUAACUACCACGCCUGCAAGCUGCUCAAAGUCCUCGUCAGCCACCGCUGGGCAGAGUCGUCCACGCUGCCAGACAUCGCGGCCGACAUGCAGAGCAUCAAGAAGGCGCUGGGCAUCGCUGCUCACCAGCACAUGGACUUCAUCCUCAUUAGGGACGACAUGGUCGCCAGAGAGACGCACGGCCUGCGCUGCCCAUCAGUGCUGGAGACCUGGAGGACGAAAGUGGAACAGAGGGCUGUGGACAUGAUCUACCAUGUGUAUGCACAAGACAGCAGCACGGAGACCCUGCAGCUGUGUGUGGGACCCCUCCUGCACUCAUUGAUAGCCAACAUUGAUGAGAAACUUGAGGGGACCUCACCAGACAGGAAGUUAUUUUUAUACUCGGCACAUGACACCACGUUGAUUCCCUGUUUGAUGGCUCUGGGGAUUUAUGACAUGAAAUGGCCACCGUUUGCCGCCGAUAUCACUUUGGAGCUGCACCAACACCGGGAGACCAACAAGCCCUUUGUUAAAGUGUCAUACGUAGGCAAGGAUCAACUUUUACCUGGUUGCAGUGGAGUCUACUGCCCCCUGGAAGAGUUUAAGAAGGCCCUCUCUGCUCACUCGAUUCACCCUGAAGCCUACCACUCACUUUGUAACAGCAAAGAGGGCCUGGCUGAACCCUGAGCCAUCUACUCAUGUCUCAACACACUGCUCUCCUUGACAUUACACGUACAGGUACCAUACAUCAUGUUGUUUCUUUUACAUUCUCCUCUCACUCCAUCCAGCCUCCAUCACCAGGGAACGCUUUCUUGGCUGUACAAAUCCUGGAUUACAUGUUUUUGCAUCGGUGUACACCAAACUCGUAUUUUCAUAAUUCCUCAUUGUCAUGUAACCAGUGUAAGGCAGUGAAAUGUAACAUUUAGGUAGAGUAAUUUAAUGGUUAUGGCAUAUUGACAAGUAGGACUGCAGAAUAAUUUUGCCAAAUGGUAUUUUACGUGAUAUCGGAUGCUUUGUGCGCGUGUCUGUUUGCAUGCACUUAACCUGUUUGGCUUGAUGAUGAUGUAGGCGCCGUCAAACCAACAAUGUCUGGACCGUCCCCCAUGUGCUGUCAUAGAUCUUUAAGAGCAGAUGACACAUACAUACUUUCAUUAAGGAGGUAUAUGGCACAUAGUAAUAAGGCUAAUGUGGCACCAAUGCCGUAAUGAUGCAAUUGUUCUCCCAAUCUGGUUGUGUUCACAAUAAAAUAAAUCUUUCAUAUUCAAUCA